Messenger RNA from Parnassius mnemosyne (clouded apollo), 678 nucleotides. Lineage: Eukaryota; Metazoa; Arthropoda; Insecta; Lepidoptera; Papilionidae. The record is from the annotation of a GenBank genome assembly.
AUGGCGUGGAGAAGUCAUGGGGUAAAUAAUGCUGAUAUGAUCAAAAAUCUAAGAGCCAAUGGAAUAAUUAAAUCUGAUGUUGUAGCAAAUGCUAUGAAUGCGGUUGAUAGAAAGAAUUAUUGUCCUUAUGCUCCAUAUCAAGACUCUCCACAAUCUAUAGGAUAUUCAGCUACAAUUAGUGCUCCACAUAUGCAUGCACAUGCCUUAGAAAUAUUGAAACAUCAGCUAAUUCCUGGAGAGAAAGCCCUGGAUGUAGGUUCUGGUUCAGGUUACCUAACAGCUUGCAUGGCCAUUAUGCUUGGGGAGACAGGGAGGGUUAUAGGGAUUGAUCAUAUCUCAGAACUUGUGGCACUUGCUACAAAAAACAUUCAAAAUGGCAAUCCAGAUUUACUGACUUCAGGAAGAAUUAAACUUAUUGCUGGCGAUGGUCGUGUAGGAUAUCCCGAAGAAGCCCCCUACAAUGCUAUUCAUGUCGGAGCAGCAGCACCAACAUUGCCCCAAGCUCUAAUAGAUCAGCUAAAACCUGGAGGACGUCUUAUUGUGCCGGUGGGACCUGAGGGGGGUGAUCAACAUCUUACUCAGGUCGACAAAGCAGCCGACGGUUCGACAACGAUCAAGAAACUUAUGAGUGUGAUCUACGUUCCACUCACUGAUAAGAGUCAUCAAUAUCGUAAGUGA